CGAUAGUGAAAGGAUUUCCGAUAAGCGAAGGUGAGGUUACUCUCGAGCCCGUGGUAAAAGGAGAAUACCUUGAUUGCUUUGGUCCUUGGACAAGUCCUUACAGUGGAGUGUAAUAAUCAUCAUUGUGGAAUUCCUGUCUAAUGAACUUCAAUCGAUCCUCUGUUUCUACACUUUGUGAAACGUUCGUGUCCAGGCUGUAAUCUUAUUACAAUCCGCUCGGAAGUUCUAUUCACUCAUAGCUGGAGAACACAAGGCUCCCAUUGUUUUUCUUGCUGUUAUCUAGGAUUAAAACGUGAAAGAUUAUGGGUCAGAUUUUCUCAGUAGUUCCAGUUCCAGAAAAUGAUGAAGUGGAAGGAGUGGUUUGCAAAGCGUCGGAAUUGGCUGACAAUAGUAUGAAAGAAUUCCCUCUUGGUGAAGAUGGAGGAAAAGUUUUAGUGGUAAAACAACAUGGUGAAAUAUUUGCAGUUGGCUCCAAGUGCACCCAUUAUGGAGCACCUCUUGCAAACGGAGCACUAGGAGAAGGCCGCGUAAGGUGUCCAUGGCAUGGAGCUUGUUUUAACAUAAAAUCGGGAGACAUUGAGGAUUUUCCAGGACUGGAUAGCUUACCAUGCUACAAGGUGGAAGUUACAUCGGAUGGAGAUGUCAAAGUCAAAGGGAAGAAAAGUGACUUGACGGUGAGCAAGCGGGCAAAACAACUGACCUGCAGGGAUCCUGUGAACUCGCAAGCCAUAGUCAUCAUUGGAGGAGGCGCUGCUGGGGCAAGCUGUGUAGAGACAAUCCGCCAAGAGGGCUUUACAGGCCGAGUUGUCCUUAUCAGCAAGGAGCCUCACUUACCUUACGACCGUCCUAAACUUAGCAAAAUGCUUGAUGUAGAUGUCAAAAAAAUUUAUCUCCGCUCAGAGGACUUCUACUUGAAUAACGGCAUUGAAAUUGUAAAAGGGGUGGAAGCCACUAACAUUGAUACCAAAGGAAAAGUUGUCACAUUAUCAAAUGGCGAAUCAGUCAAGUAUUCCUCGGUCUUCAUCGCCAGCGGCUCCAGGCCGCGCACAAUGAAAGUACCAGGUUCUGAUCUGAACAACAUUUUCACAAUAAGGGUUCCUGAAGAUGCUAAAGCUAUUUUCAGUCAACUUACACCCAAAUCAAACGUUGUUGUUGUUGGAUCUUCAUUUAUAGGAAUGGAAGCUGCCGCAUUUUGCGUUGGCAAAGUGAAUUCAGUCGUAGUGUUGGGGCGAAGCUCGGAUCCAUUCAAAGAGACCCUCGGUGAAAAUGUCGGCUCCCGAAUCAGGCACCUGUUUGAGAACACCAAGGGUGUUAUAAUGGAAAUGAACGUUCAGGUCACAGAAUUUGGAGGCAAAGAUGGCAAAGUUUCCUCCGUCAAGCUGAACGAUGGGCGGACGUUGGAUGCAGACGUAGUCAUUGUAGGAAUAGGAGCUAUAUUCAAUUCAGAGUUUCUGAGUCAAUCAGAAGUUGAAACUACCGGUAACGGAGCUGUUCAAACAAAUGAAUACCUUCAAACUAAUGUGGAAAAUGUCUAUGCGGGAGGCGAUAUUGCUCAUGCACCUGUUUUUGCCAUCGGCAACAAAAAAGCAACGAUUGGCCACUGGCAAAUAGCUCAUUAUCAUGGUCAUGUUGCUGCCAAAAAUAUGGUUGGAAAGAAAACUUCACUGAGGACUGUUCCAUUCUUCUGGACCAUGCUCUUCGGUAUGAGCGUCAGAUAUGCCGGCUAUGGUGGCGGUUUUGAUAAAGUUGAGGUCGUCCAUGAAGACAUCUUAAAAUUUGUGGCGUACUAUUUACAAAAAGAUGAAGUAGUUGCAAUUGCAACGCUUGGUAAAGAUCCCAUCGCGGCUAAGUUCGCCGAAUUACUUUAUGAAGGCAAGAAGCUUACCACAUCUGAUAUCAAGGACAAUGCUUGGGUGACUGCUGCGAAAGCCUAGGAAAAUGUCUCCAUCAAGUUAUUUUACCAUUAUUUUUCAAUAUUUCAUCAUCAUUCCUUAAAAAGCUUUCUGAGAUUGGGCCACUCAACUUAGCCACUCAUAUAACUUAAAUUUUGAGCACUGUUGAAAAUUGUAAAAAAUCUAUGCCUUGAUUCCUAACAUUUAUAUUUUUUACCUAAUUUAUUUUAUGUUUUAUAAUCGUGCUGUUAAUAAUUAAAUAAUUAAUUAGUCAU
This is a messenger RNA of Bemisia tabaci, 2167 nucleotides long. Its product is annotated as apoptosis-inducing factor 3. Gene Ontology annotation, cellular component: cytoplasm. The record is from RefSeq and is a predicted model, not a curated record. Gene Ontology annotation, molecular function: 2 iron, 2 sulfur cluster binding; oxidoreductase activity, acting on NAD(P)H. NCBI's taxonomy places the organism in Eukaryota, Metazoa, Arthropoda, Insecta, Hemiptera, Aleyrodidae.